AGAGUGUGCUUCCAAAAAACUGAGUACUAAACCAUGGUGAGUUUUCCAUUACUCUCGGCUGCUGCAAGAAGGCUUGAAGGUAAGGUAGCAGUGAUCACUGGCGGAGCCAGUGGCAUCGGAGAAUCCACCGCUAGACUCUUCUCUAGACACGGCGCUAAAGUUAUGAUCGCUGACGUGCAAGACGACUUGGGCCAAUCCAUUUGCAGAGACCUGAACCCUUCCUCCACCACCUUCAUCCAUUGCAAUGUGAUGAACGAAAAAGACGUCGAAAAUGUAGUGAACACGGCCACCGCCAAGUAUGGAAAACUAGACAUUAUGUUCAACAAUGCCGGCAUCAGCGACGUGGCCAAGCUAAACAUCCUCGACAACAACAAGGAUGAUUUUGAGAAGGUCCUCAGAGUGAACGUGGUAGGUGUCUUCCUAGGGAUCAAGCACGCGGCUCGAGUGAUGAUGGGAGCUCGAAAGGGGGCUAUUAUCAACAUGGCUAGCGUUUGCUCGAUUAUAGGGGGCGGUGCAUCGCAUGCCUACACGAGUUCGAAGCAUGGAGUUGAGGGGCUCACGAAGAACACAGCGGUAGAGCUCGGACAAUACGGAAUACGUGUGAAUUGUGUAUCGCCAUAUUUGGUGGAGACACCGUUGACCAAGGACUUCUUUAAGCAUGACAAUGAGGGAGUCGGUGGUGUUUACUCCAACCUCAAAGGGCCGGUGCUGAAGGCGGAAGAUGUGGCGGAGGCUGUUCUUUACUUAGGGAGUGAUGAGUCCAAGUAUGUUAGUGGGCAUAAUUUGGUAGUAGAUGGAGGCUACACUAUUGUGAACGGCAGGUUCUGCAUGUUUAAGCAAUCUUAA
Molecule: messenger RNA, 846 nt
Organism: Rosa rugosa (rugosa rose)
Lineage: Eukaryota; Viridiplantae; Streptophyta; Magnoliopsida; Rosales; Rosaceae
Product: borneol dehydrogenase, mitochondrial-like
Exons: 2
Coding region: 34-846 (270 amino acids)
Molecular function (GO): oxidoreductase activity, acting on the CH-OH group of donors, NAD or NADP as acceptor
Source: RefSeq, a predicted model, not a curated record